CUAAGCACUUCCGGUAAACAAUGACUGAAAUAAUGCACGUGGAUAAACAAAACGUCGAUGAAAACUCAGAAACAUCAGCUUCUGAAGCGUUAUCUUCUGAUUCAGAUGUCGCAGACGAAGACUACAGUGCCGAUUCAGAAAGUGAAAAUGAAAAUGAAGAUUCAGAAAAAGAAAUCCAAGAAGAAAAAACAGAAGGAAAGCACCAGGGACUUGCAGAUGUUAUGUCAAAAAUUCUCAGCAAAAAUGUUCCAAAGCAUAAAAAGAUAAUUUUACUGAAAGCAAAAACAGAAAAAGAACUUCAGAAACUGAGAAAAACUAAAAGAGGAAAUAAUUCAGAUGAUGAAAUUGAAUAUAAGGAUGUCCUUGAGAAAAUGGAAAAGAAGAAAUUAUGGGAGAACAUGGGACGAAUAAAGCCACAUCCACUUGAUAAAGACAGAGAAAGAUAUCUACAAAGAAUUGCAACACGGGGCGUGGUCCAGUUGUUUAAUGCUGUGCAGAGACAACAGAAACUGCUGGGUGAUAAACUCGUGGAGGCUGGUGCGUCUGUUAGAAAACAAGACAAAGUCAUGGAGUCGAUGACAAAAGGGAAAUUCUUAGACUUACUUAAAGGAACAUCAGCCAGUACGUCGGUGAUAAAAGUUGAACAAGAAGAGAUAAAAGAGGAGCCGGUUGAGACGGAAGAGAAUGACAAGUGGAGUAUUUUAAGAGACGAUUUCAUGAUGGGUGCCAAUAUGAAGGACUGGGACAAAGACAACAGUGGGGAUGAGGGGGGUGGGGGGCAGGAGGACAUGGAUGAUGAUGACAUUGAUAACAUGUCAGAUAGUGAAUAAAUAUUGUUAUCUCUUAA
This is a messenger RNA of Gigantopelta aegis, 847 nucleotides long. Its product is annotated as RRP15-like protein. The record is from RefSeq and is a predicted model, not a curated record. The coding region runs from base 21 to 830 and encodes 269 amino acids. The transcript is spliced from 5 exons. Gene Ontology annotation, cellular component: preribosome, large subunit precursor. Lineage: Eukaryota; Metazoa; Mollusca; Gastropoda; Neomphalida; Peltospiridae. Gene Ontology annotation, biological process: maturation of 5.8S rRNA; maturation of LSU-rRNA.